AUGAUCCAUUAUGAAAAAAGACAACUCGCUAAACAGCUAUAAGUGUCAUAACAACUUUAAUAAAACCAAUAAGAACGAGUAAAACAACCUGAGAGCUAGGAUGAAGAAUCAGACUUGGAUGAAUCAUAAAAAUUAAUCAAUACAAAAAAAUAGUAAUAACAAUAAACUUUGAUAAAACGACUAAUAUUUCCAUAAAUGAAAAUUCCUUGCAUUGCAUUAAAUUUGACAAUCAAUCAACAGCAGUAUUAUAUUUAAAUAAUUGACCCUUGGAGUUUUGAUAAAUCAUUCUCACAAAUCUAAAUCAGAGAGCAAUUAUUGAUAAUGAUCAAACUAAACUUUUGUUGCUAAAUUUAUCAAACCUUAAAGAAAACUAAGUGUAAUCAGCAAGCACUUUAUUAAUAUAGAGAAUUAAUAGCUGAAUAUCUAUCUUAAAUUAUUUGGAUGAAUUGA
Messenger RNA from Paramecium octaurelia, 450 nucleotides. NCBI's taxonomy places the organism in Eukaryota, Ciliophora, Oligohymenophorea, Peniculida, Parameciidae. The record is from the annotation of a GenBank genome assembly.